AUGCUGUUGAUAGAAAGAAGACCACCAGUUAUUCCCAAGUCAAACAAGUACGUUUUUGCAAGAGCUACCAAAGGCUCUUUGGGUCAUCUUCGUGGCUGGGACUGCGUCUCAGUCAGCGUUAAGGAAGUAAAGGAAAUACAGAAGCCAGAGGCAAUUACCAGCACAAAGCUGCGAAAAUACAUUGCGACCGUGUCACAAACUGCGGCAUUGACGGAACUAGACGUACACUGGCUCGCACGCCACCUUGGACACGAUAUUAGAGUUCAUGGUCAGUUUUAUCGCCUUCACGAAUCUACAGCAGAGUUAGCUAAGGUCAGCAAACUCCUUUUUAGCAGUUGA
Molecule: messenger RNA, 339 nt
Organism: Porites lobata
Lineage: Eukaryota; Metazoa; Cnidaria; Anthozoa; Scleractinia; Poritidae
Source: the annotation of a GenBank genome assembly